CUCGCUCUCACAAUGUAUUUUCAACUCCACGUCUUCCAACUACCCAGUGCGUCUUCGCCGUGUUAAGGUUCGCCAUGUGAAAAUAAUUUUGCGUGCACAAAAAUCAUAAUUAAAGAUGUUGAGUCAACCGCGAUGGCUGAUGUUGGUGGUGGUUGCAGCUAUGCUGACGCUGCAGUCGAAGGGUGACGGUGGCAUCAGGCUCCCUGAUCAGCCACCCAAAGAACAAACUGAAGGACGGUCUAUAAACUUCGGAGGGGAUCCCGGACGAUCGCCUCAAGCUCAAGGUCGUGGUCUCCUGGACUGGUUGGGUCUAGGUGAAGACCAGGACCCCUACAUUCAGCAGGCCACGCAGCAGUGCAUCAAUGGAGACCUGGCUGACUGCUUCAAGGCUCAGGCUCUGCGGUCUUUUGACGACUUCUUUGACAAGCAGGCUUACCAGUUAUCAGAAAACGCAGUUCUGGUGAAGGUGGACUCGCAAGCCCGUGCCUUGUCCCGGGAGCCUCCGCAGCUGGACUCGCAGCCACGCAGUGAGGACUCGGACUGGGAGGCACUCGUCAAAUACGGCAUGAGGAAAAUUGAAAGAUUUUUAAGGUCAACAGCUCUAGAGAUGCAGCUGGAUGAGGAAGUGACAUCUCGAGGUAUUAUUGCUCCUCGCUUCAUUGAACAAAUUGCUGAUGAAGUGGAUAUCAUUGAGGAUAAAAAGGCACCUUUCCGUCAACAUAAGUUGAAGAAGUUGAUCAUCCCUAUGCUGCUGAUUCUCAAGCUGUUCAAGCUGAAGCUGCUACUGUUCCUGCCCCUCAUCCUCGGUCUCGCUAGCUUCAAGAAGUUCCUGGGAUUCAUGGCUCUUAUCGUUCCUGGUGUGAUCGGUUACUUCAAGUUCUGCAAGCCCAAUUCCUCGCCGUUCUCAUCCAGCCACUUCUCUGGACCUCACUACAGCCCAGCUGGUAUCGGGCUCGGACCGUACAGGGAAACUCCGCCCCAGUCGCAUUAUGCGUCUCAUUAUGAUAGCUACCCUGGCGGUCACAAAUACGGAUCUGGUGGUGGAAUAUCCUUUAGGGAACAUGAUGUCAGCCCCCAAGACCUGGCUUACCAAGGCUGGGAGUACAGGAAUAAGCAAGGAGCUGAAGAUAUCAAGGCUGAACCAGCUUAAGACUGAUCUUCUGAUGUAAGCUUUACAUUAGAUAAUAAGUAUUUAGUCAAAGAGGUAUUCGAGAUUAUAUGAUCGUUACGUCGUUUCUGUCCACAACAUAGGGUUCUUCAUAAUAUGGAUACAUGGUCUAUUUACGACAAAUCUCAUCAAAUUCCAUUCAGUAGUUUUAGCAUAAACACUAAACAAACAUAUUUAUAAAGUUAUUAUCACUUAAUAUGGUCUAAUAAGACGAUGUUAUUUUGGCCACAAAUUAUUGAAAUGGAAUACAAUAUUAUUAAUAUAUCUUAUAAUAUAUUUUAAUCUUAUUAUAGAAUCGUUUCAAAGACGUACCAAUUAAAGAUUUACUCGCAUCUGUAAUAUACAUCAAAAGAAAUAUACAAUUAAGAUAAGUAGACGAUUGAUACGAAUUAUGUAUGGACAGACUGACAUUAGGCUUUUUUGAUACAUUUUCAACCUUAUCAUUUAGCAAUUAAGUUGAAAAUUCAAGUUUCAAUGACUGUGUGUCUAAUAUUAUGUGGUUUCCUCAUAAAAAAUAUUUUUUAAUUUACUUCUUGGUAUUUGUACGACAGUAUUGGUUUUGGUCCCGCUCAGCUCUUAAUGUUUAGCUUGUGGAACAUAGCCAUAAAUUGCCUCGGGAUUACCAUACGGCCUAUAUCCGUCCAGCAUACAAUGCACAUAAAUCUUGCAUAAAUAAUGAUUAUCUGUUAACAGGCUACAAGCAAAACUGGCCUUACAAGUCCCUAUAUUAUUAUAGGUGUUUUAUCCUCAUGUUCUUUUUGUAUUUUUGACCCUUUUACAAAUACUUCUUUAAAACAUAUGGUUUCUUAAGCCUUAUCAUAUAGGUAUACGAUACAGCCUGUAUAAACCACUUUAUCGAGGUCUCAUUUUGUAUGAUCUUUCCGAAUAUUCAACGGUCAGUUUAUGGUGGUAAGUUCCCCAAUCAUCAAAUCCCCGAAACUCCAAAUCCUCAAAUCUGUAACCCCUAAACGGCAACGCAUUUGUAAAUCCCCUGGUCCACGGGUGUCGAUGGGCGGCGCCGAUUGCUUACCAUCAAGUGAUCUGUCAGCUCGUUUGCCAUCCUUAAUACCAUGAAAGAAACUUCGUCCCAUAACUUCGGACUUCUCAAAUAAAUGCCAUUGUCACAAUUUACUUCUUUACCACCCGAUACCUUGAUUAUUUCUUUAUACCUUCUGCCCUUCCAUGAUUUUCUAAUCCUUCCUGUCUCUACGCUUCCUCGUAUUCCUUAUUUAUCCUUCUCUUAUUAUUAUUCCUUCGCUACCUCGUACUCUAAUCAAAUCAAAUUUAUUCGCAUAUACUCCUUACCUUUCUGGAUGUAACCUCUUUCUUUCGUCCUGAUGUAGCUCCGAUACUGACCCCCUAUUUGUACAAAUGGCGUCAUGUGUCAUCUACCUUAGUCUUGCUUUCAAGGUAGGUUGGUAAAACAGGCUUUAGAAUAUUAGUCAAAGAUGUGCCGAUAUUGAUAAAUAGUUUUUUUAACACUUUAAAUGUUUUAAUAUUUGCAUUUAAUUUAUUUAAACUAUCAAUAUUGGUGUUUAUGUGUUACUAAAGCCGGGACCACACUAAAGUCAACGUCAAUGCCGAUUAUCGCGAUGUUUACUGCGAUAAUUUUAACGCGGUAAAGUGGGUGGCUACACUUGAAAUUUCAACGUGAAUACCCAUCAUGCGAAACGGCAAUGUGAAUGCUGUUGUCAAAUUAUCGCGUUGACUCGUGGCUACACCUACGGUGAACGUGCAUUAUCGCGAUAAGCAAUGGCAUUUCUCGUUUGUGAGGCCCGGGCAUAUAACGCAUUCACAUUUGCCUGACGUGACGUGUUGUGACAUUUUUUAACGUAGUUGAUUGGCUACGCAACUCAUGAUGACUGACGUUAUUAUGAACAGAGUCAUUAAUUGAUUGGUGCAUCCUGCGACACAACACGUCACGUCAUAUAAAUUAGAAUGCAGCUUUAUUAUAAUGAACUUAGUAAUGAGGAUAUGCAGAAGUUAGUUUCAGCUAUUUUCAAACAUCCUUAAUUUAUAAUAUAAUAAUAGGGUAGUAGACAGACUAUGAAAUUUAAAAAUGCAAUUAGUCCGU
Spodoptera litura is the source of this 3242-nucleotide messenger RNA. RefSeq names its product DUF1676 domain-containing protein Osi2 (gene Osi2). Gene Ontology annotation, cellular component: membrane. Lineage: Eukaryota; Metazoa; Arthropoda; Insecta; Lepidoptera; Noctuidae. The record is from RefSeq and is a predicted model, not a curated record.